AUGGGUAAAACGUACUGCUGCUUGAUAAUACUUGAUGGACACAGAGUUUGUGCUGGAUCACAUAAAAUUAUCUAUUCACUCCUAUCCAAUGAUGAGCAAGCUAUAAACAUAAGUUGUAAAUUAAAUCUAACAAAUCCACGUUUUAAGUGUCUUAAAACCGAUAAAUGUAUUUUAAGACAACUGCUAGAUGGAAUAUCUCAAUGUGAAGAUAAUUCAGAUGAAACAUUUCCCAUUAAAUGUACUGAGUUAGAUGAUAUUGGCUGUCAAUAUCCUCGAGGUGACGAGUUGUUGCUUUCUUCUAAGUUUACUUCAUACAUUAAUUUUCAUGAAUAUUGUAAUGGUUUUACACAUGAAUAUUAUUUUUUGAAAAAUGAAACAGAUGAAACGGAUUGUAAUGAAUUAUGUCUUACAGAUUAUACAUUAUGUGAUGGUGCUUGGAAUUCAGAAUGUGAAAUAAAUGAACAUUAUUGUUUCAAACUGAACAUAAACGGUGCUGUUGAUUUGACUUGUCUAUCAAUUGAACAAGUAAAUAAUGACAUCAUUGAUUGCUUGGAUUCGUAUGAUGAACGAAAAUAUUGCCGUGAUCAAAAAGUUUCAUUACAAUUGGAAGCACCGAUGGGUUUUCGUUGUUGGAACAGUAAUAUUUGUAUACAUGCAAUAAAAGUAUGUGACGGUGUUACUGACUGUCCAUCGAACGAUGAUGAAAUGAUUUGUCCUUGGAGGAAUCUCAAGUGCUUGUUUACAUUUAACGCGGUUGUAUGUAAAGAAACAGGCGUUUGUCAAAAGCGUUGUACGGGCAAAUUUGCCUGUCUUCAUAGUGAUGAUGAAUGGCUUUAUGACCUUGAUAGUAACGUAAAAGUAAAUCCAUUUCAAAUAGAUUACUUAAGUGAAUAUCCACGUACAGUGGUAAGACGGCCAUCGAGCAGAAAAUUAUCAGAAAUUUUGAGUGUACAUGGUAUUAUUUACUGCAAUCGAGCCAUUUUGGUUGAAUCAAGAUAUCAGCUAAGUUCAAUAUAUCAAAAUUUCAAAAGACAAUUAUGUUUGUGUCAUGAUAGAUGGGCAGGCAAACUUUGUGAUAAAAAGUCACGGAAUGAUAUUUGUGCCAGUAAUAGUUGUGAUAAAGGUGCGAUGUGUGUAGGUACAGCAGUAGAAAAUUCUAUCUGUAUUUGUCCACUUGGUCACACAGGAUAUAGUUGCCCUGCUCGUUACAAUCCAUGUAAGAGGAUUCAGUGUGCGAAUCAAGGUCAUUGCCUACCAUUCGAUGAUCGAAUAUUAAAAUAUAUUUGUGUUUGUUCAGAAGAUUAUUUUGGUGAUGAAUGUCAAUAUAGUAGUGCAAAAGUGUCAAUUCAAUUUCUACAUAUAGAUAUUUCAGCUGUUGUCAUACAUUUUGUUGAUCAAAAUUCUUUAAAUGCUUUUGUACAUCGAAAACGGUUUUUAUAUAGAAAUAUUCAAUCGAAUAAAUAUUUGUCAAUUGUUUAUGAAAAAGAGUUGUAUUUUUCAUCAUUCAUCUAUGUACAAAUCUUUGUUGAUAGUGAUCAUUUUUAUGGCACGCAUUAUCUUCUAGCUUUUCUUCCCAACAAAACAAAAUCUAUUGUUACAUUUGUUAACGAACUUGACAGAUGUCCACAUGUAAAAGAAUUAUUAAAGUUUACUUCAUCUUUAAAUGGUAUUAAAUUAUAUCAUAGAAUGUGUCAUAUGAACAAUAAAACACUUAAAUGUUUUCAGGAUGAUAUUUAUAUGUGUUUCUGUAACAGUAAUCGAUAUGCUGAUUGUCUCGUAUUUGAUCAUCGUACUGGUAAUGGUAGUGAUAAUAAUGAAUGUUUAAAUGAAGGUCGAUGUAUUGACAGUGCACAUAAUGAAAUCAUAACUAUGGUUUCUCAAUAUGCUCUAACAUUAGAUGCUCUUGUUGGAACGGAAAUACAAAUUGGUGUGUCAUUAAAUAAUCAAAAAUUAAUAAUCAAAUUAACAUUUACAAUUGUUUUGUUCAUCGUUGUAAUUGGAUUAAUAUCAAAUACUCUAUCAUUCAUAGCAUUUUCUCAAUCAAAAACAAAUGAAAAUGGUUGUGGAUUUUAUUUAUUAUGUAUCUCAAUAAUAAGUCGGAUAAUUUUAAUUGUUCUAGCAGCAAGAUUUUUCUAUCUAUUAAUAACACAAAUAAGUAUAAAACAAAAUUGUUCAAUAAUUUAUAUUGGAUGUAUGGCAUUAGAAUUUAUGUUAACGUUUUUCACACACAUAUUUGAUUGGUUAACUGCUUGUAUUACUGCUGAGAGAAUAGCCGUUGUUGUUGGAGGAACAAAAUUUGAUAAGAAACGAAGUAAAAAAAUAUCGAAACCUGUUGUAUUAAUACUAGUCUUAUUCAUAUUUACUACUACUAUACAUCAACUAUUUUUUACUCGUCAAUUAAUUAAUGAUCAAUAUGAUCGUAUUUGGUGUGUUAUGAGAUCAUCAUAUAGAUGGCUGGACAAAGGAGGGGGCCGCAUAAGGUCGGGAAUCGGCCCACUCUCUUUUUUGACUAAAAAUGGAUCCAUAUGUAGUAAAAAAAGUGCCUCUAUUCCGUUUUCGAUAAAAUCAGAUACUUUUGUCACGUAAAACCCGGUUAAUUCCUG
Messenger RNA from Didymodactylos carnosus, 2603 nucleotides. NCBI's taxonomy places the organism in Eukaryota, Metazoa, Rotifera, Eurotatoria, Philodinida, Philodinidae. The record is from the annotation of a GenBank genome assembly.